UAUGAUCUAUAUUCGAUUGGUUAAUGACCGCUUCACGAAAACCAAUAAAUUUCGAAAAGCUCCAUAAACAACGGGAGUCUGUGUUGGCGAAGCAGCUUUCAUCAUUUCUACAGAAGGACGCUUUAGUCAGUCUCCAUAUCUCCUUACGUUUAAGCCGAAAUCCACAUUUAAACCUGGACGCAACCAAAAUGAAGUGUGUGGUAAUAGCAGUGCUUUUUGCUGUUCUUCUGCAUUACAGCAUAACUGUGCCGUUAAAUAAUAGAAAGCUGACAAGAAAAUUAAGGAUAGAAAUCAGUUCCAUCAGAAAUACUCUAAUAGACCAAGGCCUGAUUUCUCCUGACAGACAAUCUGGAUUCGUCUUGCUUGGUGAUGCGGAUACGAAAUAUUUUCAACGCCCUCAUGUCAACACAAAUCUUGUGAUUUCCAGAAAGAUAUAUAGAAGGAUAUAUGACAUGCGCAAUCAGUACGACAAUUUUCUAGCAGCUUUGCCUCUUAAUCCACAAACACACUCGGAGGAUAUUCUUCUUGACGAGUUCGCUCCUCGUCUCUACAAUGCAUACAGGGAUAGGCAUGGGCAUGCACCACAGUUUAUUUUGCUCUACUCCUACUAUGUGCCGUGUACACGAUGCACAGAAAGGAUACUAAACAUUAAACAGAGUUCGCCUUAUAGAAACAUGCGCUGGUUUGUUGCCUACACUAAUGAUAAUUAUGGGUACCCAGGGCAAGCGCAACAAAGUGUAAACCGCAUGGAGCAAAGCAGUAUCCACAUAAUUCGUGUCUAGAACAAUCAAACACAUAGACAAUAUUUGUAGUAUGUAAAACAUUUAAGCAUACCAUCUUUUUCUCUCUCGUUUCAUAAACUAAUAAUAAAAGAAUAUUUUUAAUCUGAAAAAUCUUUUUUAACAAUAGCAAUGACUCGUUCCGUUCGUUUUUUUAAAUCUGUCAUUAGAUUACCAAAAUUGUAUGAUUUGUGCUCCAAAAGGCAUUGUUGAUGUUUUAUUUACUUUCAUUUGUCUGACAUUGUUAAUUAAUUUAAUUAACAUUAUUUAUUGUAACAUAAAAGUUGUAUGCUUAUUUGAAAAGAAAUACGAGGCUUGCCAUUUCGUCAGCUUGACAAUGACAGUGCUUUUGUUUUUGUUUUUUAAAACCUCUUUUUGUUAAAGUGAGAUGACAAAAGAAGCUGCGGUCCUUGUUCACUACCGCUACAGGCGGUCUCUGUUGGACAUUAAAGCUUAUUUCUCGUCUGAUAUCAAAGACGGGCCGAUAAAUCGUUAUUGUAUCGAUAUCAAGUAACAUUUUGCUUAUUACACAUCUAUCUGUCACUAUAUUUACAUUUGUUGUCACACUUGCCUCUUUGGUCACAUUUUAGGAAGCCACAAGCUUUUUUUUCGAAAAGUUUCUUUUGAUUGCGCACGAUUCAACAUUUUAUUAAAGCAUUUUUGACUUUGCCUUACUAUUGUAUCAGCACUCUCCCUGUGUAUGUAAUUAAACUGGUGCUCAGUGCUCAUUGUACUAACUACACUCUAUCGGUAAAUGUGUUCAUUUGCUUUGAUGUUCUCAUCCAGUGUUAAUUUCUAAACAAGAAGCUUUGAUUACAGAUUAUUUUGUACACACACCAAUGCCUUAAAAUUUAAUCUACGACUUAACUGUCGAUUAAUCAAAAUAAAUACAAAUCUUUAAAAAAAAAUGUGGUUAUUGGUGUCUCUAUGUAAAUUGCAUUGUCAAAAUUACCUUCCCAGCUAAUUUUUUGACAGCGUUUCUGUGUUAAAAUUAUGAAUGUUACAUUUUAUGCAGUGAUGUUGUAUCACAUUGCAAAUGCUUAGUAUAUUGUACUGGAAUAAUAAAGAUAUUAUUACAUGCUUGUAUUGUCGACAUUGAUCUUUCUUACUGAUUAUUGUACAUGUUUAGUUGCUCUCUGUCAAAGACCUCAUGUCUCUUUUACUCUCUGUACAUUCCGUUUUCUUUCAGUAAAAAUUGAUAAAGCAAA
This is a messenger RNA of Pomacea canaliculata, 1987 nucleotides long. RefSeq lists its product as uncharacterized. The coding region runs from base 24 to 782 and encodes 252 amino acids. The record is from RefSeq and is a predicted model, not a curated record. The transcript has 2 exons. NCBI's taxonomy places the organism in Eukaryota, Metazoa, Mollusca, Gastropoda, Architaenioglossa, Ampullariidae.